CUGUUUAAUUAAAAAGAAAAAAACCAAUAUAUCUAGACAUUUCUGAUGUGUUAGGAUUCAUUCAGCUCUUUUGUUUGCCGGUAUGUAACCAGUUAACAAAAAGCUCAACGUUUUGGCAAUGCCAAACCCCCCCCCCCCCAUCGCUCUUACACAGGGAGACAGAGCAGAUAUUCGUAAACAUGAUGCAAUUGUUCAAACAACGGCGCUCUGUGAACGCAUCUGCAGUUCUCCUCUCGUUUCAUAUAUCACAUGCCGUGUGUGUUGUUGUGUUUUUUUGUUUGUCGUCGUCCCCUCUUAUUUGCACAUUGAGUUGCUCGGGAUCGGAACGGGUUAACGGAGGAGUAAAAGAUUGCCAGCGACUUGGGAUCUGACGUCAGCGCAAGCGAAAAGGCAAGAAGAGACCGCGGGACGUCGGGACAUACGUACAGUAGACACACACGGGGGAACACACGCCGGGGCACGGUGAUUUCUAAUACUAAUUCAUUAUUAUUUUUAUUAAAGAAAGAUUACGUUUCCCGGGACCGUUCUGAUCAAAUAUCACCGCACAGUCCGCCUCCGUGAGAUACGAUGCGUCCGUUGUGUGUUAUAAGGACACCGAAGGAAGCGUGAUGUUUUUAAACAUUUGCUGAUCAGAUUUGUUUAUUGUUCUUGCAAGUGUGGAAGAUGGCAGCGAACAUGUACAGGGUAGGAGAUUAUGUUUACUUUGAGAACUCUUCCAGCAACCCGUAUUUAGUGAGACGAAUAGAAGAGCUGAAUAAGACUGCAAAUGGAAACGUGGAAGCCAAAGUGGUCUGUUUCUACAGGAGACGGGAUAUCCCCAGCAACCUCAUUGCACUGGCUGACAAACACUCAAAGGAGCUGGAAGAGGAGAUUGAAGGGGAGAGUUUGCAGCAGCUGACUGAGAGACAGAUACAUCAGCUGAAGCACAGAGAGCUCUUCCUGUCCAGGCAGCUGGAGUCACUACCAGCCACCCACAUACGCGGGAAAUGUUGCGUCACUCUGCUGAAUGAAACAGAAGCACUCUUUUCCUACCUAGACAAGGAGGAUGGUUUCUUCUACUGCCUGGUCUAUGAUCCUCAACAGAAGACACUGUUGGCGGACAAGGGCGAGAUCCAAAUUGGGCCGCGAUUCCAGGCCGAUAUCACAGACCUCCUGAAAGAAGGUGAAAGCGACGAUAGGGAUCAGACAGAACUGGAAACAAAGAUCUGGGACCCGGAAAGUCCAUUAACUGAUCAGCAGAUAGACCAGUUCCUGGUUAUUACACGCUCUGUUGGUACCUUUGCCCGUGCACUAGACUGCAGCAGCUCCAUCAGACAGCCCAGUCUGCACAUGAGCGCUGCGGCUGCAUCAAGAGACAUCACCCUGUUCCAUGCUAUGGACACCCUGCACCGGUGCAACUAUGACAUGUCAUGCGCGAUCACCGCCCUGGUGCCUCAGGGGGGCCCUGUGCUGUGCCGGGAUGAGAUGGAGGAGUGGUCCGCCUCCGAGGCAAACCUCUUCGAAGAGGCGCUGGAGAAAUACGGCAAGGAUUUCGCCGACAUUCGACAGGACUUUCUACCUUGGAAAUCCUUAACCAGUAUUGUAGAAUAUUACUACAUGUGGAAGAUCACUGACAGAUACGUGCAACAGAAACGUUUAAAAGCGGCCGAAGCAGAAAGCAGACUGAAGCAAGUUUAUAUCCCAAACUACAAUAAACCCAACCCAAACCAGCUCGAUAUGAACAAUGUGAAGACAGACCUGGUGAAUGGGUCAGGGUCUCAGGGCCAGAACAGCAGCGAUGGCCAGGCCUGUGAAAGCUGUUACUCUACCCAGUGCUCUCAGUGGUACUCCUGGGGUCCUCCCAGCAUGCAAUGCAGGUUGUGUUCCAACUGUUGGAAUUACUGGAAGAAGUACGGUGGCCUGAAGAUGUCAACAAGACUGGAGGGUGAGAGGCUGGGGCCCAGUAGGAACAGCAUGAGCCCCUUUGGAUACUGGGUAAAGAACGCCAACCCCAAAUACACACUGAAAACCAAGCAGGCCUUCUACCUCCAGACUACCACGCUGACCAGAAUCGCCCGCCAGCUGUGCCUGGCCCUCCUGCAGCCUCGCCGGGCAGCUCGGAGGCCCUUUGUACCCGUCAACAGCGCAGAGAUCAAAGCACAGCGCUCGGCAAUGCUACCUGACGAAGCCAAGCAGUUAGUCAAAAUGAGGCCGAUGGUGAGGAAGCCCUUGGAAACGAUUGUGAAAUACAUGGAGCUGCACCCCUAUGUCAAGCCGGUCAAAUCUACCGUGAGCCUUAUUUCCCACAAGGGCAGUGCCAGCGUGGCAAAAGUGACCCCGGUCAUCAGUCUCGGCUCCACCACCAUCCUGGGCAAGCGCAGCUACGAGCAACACAACGGAGCUGAAGGUCACUGUCUCGGAAAUAUGAAGAAAAGGCUACUGAUGCCAUCUAGAGGUUUGCCAAACCACAGUCAAGGGCUACAGCUUGCCAGCCUCGAUAAGAGUUACCUACUCAAUGGAAAACCCUAUGAGAGACCCCAGCGAAUAAUAAAGCACGGCUCUCUACCGCCACUCAAGGACCGGAGAAUGAACUGGAUCGACGCUCCCGACGACGUUUUCUUCAUGGCCACUGAAGACACCAGAAAAGUCUGCAAACUCCUGGCUUCCUUCGAUGUGAAGAGAGCAGCCAGACAGCCUUACAAACAAAUCUUCAUCAAGCACGUUGAAUCCGAGCUGGACGUCCCAGCACAGCUUCGACACCCAGCCAACGAGGAGCCCAUUGUCAUCGAAGACUAAACCCUCCUUCCCCCUUCGCUCACAAGCCGUGUGGAUUUAGAACAAAGCAACCGCUGAGCCUGUAGCGGCCGCGGUGCGUUAGACCUGCAAAAUACUGUAACGACCCCCGCCACCAGGAACGAAAACAAGGAGUUUGGUCGCCCGUAUUUUAAAAAUAAACUUUAUAAAACAAAGGGAAAGCUGGAGCAGAACUUUGAAAACUUUGAAUGGUUUUAAAUCGAGACGACCACUGGGAAUUGGAGAUCCAACAUCAAAAUGGGAGUUUUGGGAAUUUAAAUUUUUUUUUGUACAAAUUGAGUGUUUUUUCUUUUUUCAUUUUUUUUUUUGGGGGGACGGGGGGACGGGGGGGACUUUGUCUGGGUGUGUGUGUUUUCACAGAAGGUGGUUUUGCUGGAUUCAUCAUAUGUUUGUACUCCAGUGCGAGUUCAUGUUGUCGAAGGAAAGAACUGGUUGCAUUGAAGACAUUCCUAACCUGACGCUACAAGGAGCAGCAGACGGAUGUCUCUUUGGUUCAUUACAUCACGGACCGGCUUGAGGGGGGGGGGAAAUAAAACUUUGCAUGGGCUGCUGCUGAAAUGUGGAGUUCAAAGAUUGGAAAACUAAGACUGCAGUGAUUCAGUCAUUGUGAGCAGUUAUGGCUUCUAUUUCUCCAUUUUUAUUAGAAAUAUGCUUUUUACCUGGUUUUGAGCUUACCUGGAGAACCAGUCAGGACCAGACAUCCUUUCUCAUUCCAAUUAAAACACGCGACUUUGGGACUUUUCAACU
Molecule: messenger RNA, 3540 nt
Organism: Polyodon spathula (Mississippi paddlefish)
Lineage: Eukaryota; Metazoa; Chordata; Actinopteri; Acipenseriformes; Polyodontidae
Product: metastasis-associated protein MTA1-like
Exons: 20
Coding region: 664-2775 (703 amino acids)
Biological process (GO): response to ionizing radiation; negative regulation of transcription by RNA polymerase II; double-strand break repair
Cellular component (GO): NuRD complex; nucleoplasm
Molecular function (GO): chromatin binding; transcription coactivator activity; transcription corepressor activity
Source: RefSeq, a predicted model, not a curated record